Molecule: messenger RNA, 2075 nt
Organism: Exophiala dermatitidis NIH/UT8656
Lineage: Eukaryota; Fungi; Ascomycota; Eurotiomycetes; Chaetothyriales; Herpotrichiellaceae
Exons: 3
Coding region: 1417-1920 (167 amino acids)
Source: RefSeq, a predicted model, not a curated record
CGGCCCCUCUUUAACCUUUCGAGUCCCUUCAUUAUCUGCCUUUAACGAAUGCGAGCCAUGUGUUCGUUCUUCUCUGAACCGCCACUGCCUGAGUCAGGGCACCCUGCUGCAUUCAGUCAUGUUGCUCCUCCUUCUAGCUCGAGGAACAGCCGAUGUCCUAGAACUCCAGUCUGAUGAAUCCUCGCUUCUCGUCCGCCGAAGCGAAGCCUCCAUGACGCCUCGCCUCACGUAUAUGGGAGACAGUUCCUCAUGCCUUGAGAACCAAUACCACGAUCCGAGCUGUGAGAAAGAUGUCCAAUGACUGUAAAAAUAUCCCACUCCACACAACCUUUACCGUUCACGGUUUGCACACUUAGAAGAACUUUCCAAGCUCCAGCAAGACAAUUCGGCAAUGGACGAGUUAUAGUUUGGAUAGAUGGAUGGAUCAAAAUAUGGCAAGAUCGAAUACGCUAGCUUACUAUAGCAGAAGCAAGAGAACACAGGUAUCUGGCGCGUCUCGUCAACUCUACAUCCUUUUCACGUGUCUAUCUUUGUCGCGCACCAUAAGGAUAAUAUUUGCAGGAAGGACUAUCUUCUUCUACCAUAAAUUACUUUGUCGCCUUAUCACCUUGUCUAUGUGUCUACCGCACAACACGCUUCUUACAUCCUCUUCUUCCCUAACAUAUGCGAAAGAUCACCGUGUUCUUGUAGCUCUAUCAGGUAUCCCUUGACGCAAAGCGUCUUUCAAAAUCACUUUGGACAGCAAGCGUUGACGGCCUUGGCCGUAGCAGCGCAGGCGUUUGUUCCUGCGCCCAGUCCAGUCGACCUACAAUCCUCAAAGUCUUGGACACUGCACCGACAACAGGCUCAAACAACCUCCUGCACAGACACGUCCUUACUGCCCACACAACUCCUGUGAACGGAUACAGCAGGGCCUAGCUUGGUUACAGCCAACUUCAGCGCCGCGACUUGUCACCUACUUACAGGGAUCUCAAAUCGUGCUUGCUCGCGGACACUUACUCGAUCAGCACGAAGUGGACUAUUGCUCCUUCAAGAGACAGCCUCCCAGGAGUUCUAGCCAGGAGCCAGGUUCCUAGGACUUUUACGACCUUAUUCUCGCAUUCCACAUUCAAGCAACUAUCGCAUAACAGGACAGACUUGGUUGAAUGCUACCAACAGCGGUAUUGACACCAACUUAACUCUCUGGAUACUCCACAAGCAUACUACCUGUCAGCCAGUCCAUUCACCUCGUACUAUAAUAAAGCGUUCUGGUCAAAGAACCGCGUUUUUGAGGUUCACUGGGUAGUAUUUGACAACAAACGCACACAUAUCCACACCCGACUUGGAAGUGUACUUACCCAGUUUGGAAAUUUCCACGCUGUCUGUACUAUUCAACCAAAAUACAAACAAACCACCAGGCCAGGACCGUCAGAAAAAAUGUGCUUCGCAUACUGCUGCGUGUCAUGUAAAGUGACCAAACACAUCUACUGUGAAAAUUACGUCUUUGAGUCCGGUCGGACCUGCUGCAACAAGCCGACCAUCGAAACGCCCUGGGGAAGUCGCAAGCUGUGCUGUCACACCUGCAUGACGAUCAAAGGGGUCAUCCAUGAGUUGAGGGUCCUCGCCUUCGUCGAGCCUUGGCUCCUUACUGAGGGCAUGGCUGGGGCACCAAAGAAGGAAGCUUGGGAGCUGGUGGGCAACGACGGCAGCAGUGGCAACGACGAUGAGGACGACGAAAACGAGGAUGAAUCGGGUGAAUCGGAUGGUUUGACGCGUGAGCAGAGAGCUCGCAUGCGGGCGGAGGCAGAAGCCGCGGUCAUGAAGCGCUGGGGCUUGAUGAGGGCCGAGCAGGCGGCAGAGGAAAAGGACAAGGCCACGGAGAGUGAGAGUGACGGCGGCCAGGGAAGUUGGGUGGUGGUCGAAGCCCCAAAGAACAAAUAGAUGGCAACCACCUGGCCAGUAGAGGUCUGGUGCUAUGUCAAGCCUGAGGUACUAGUACUAGUUGACCCCAAGGGGCUUCUCUAUUAGAUUUUGUUAGCUCAACACGAUGAGCGAACGCAGUUAAACCAUAGGAGAACCGACUCAUUUAUUGCCUU